GGCAGCCAUGUCGGCGGCGGGCGGGCCGUGCCGCCGGAAGGGCGGGCGGCAGCAGCCUCAAGAUGGUGGCGGCCGCGGCGGUCCGCGUGGUGUGCUGUGGGGGUAGCCCCCUGCACGGCGCCCGGGCCGUCUUCUCCGCCGACGCCAGGUACUUGCUGUGCACCUCCGGGGAUUUCGUGAAGGUGUACAGCGCGGCUACCGAGGAGCUGGUGCGGGUGCUGCGGGGUCACGGCGGCCUGGUGACAGGCGUGAGGCUCAACCCGCACAACCGCCUGCAGCUCUAUUCUUCCUCUCUUGAUGGUAGCAUUAAGCUGUGGGACUUCACAGAUGGGAUUCUCAUUAAAACUUUCACUGUAGGAUACAAACUUCUCGCACUGUAUGCACUUGCUAGUUGUGAGGACUCGGUAUUUGUUAUAAUUCCAAAGAGAGGUGAAAGAGAUACAUUCCAACUGGUCUCAGUGAAACUGACAAAAACAGCAGGCCAAGAUGUGGAAGCCAAGGAAUUUUCUGUGGUUCUGGAAGGUGUGGAUGCGUCACCAAAGUGUACUGCAUUUGGAAGAGAGGGUGAAUAUGUGGCAUCAGUCAAGAACUUUCAUCUCCAAGUUUAUUUUUUUAAACGGAAACAGCUGAACAGGUUUUCUCUAAGAGCAACGAAUGCGAAAGGUGGAAAUAAUCUCUUCACUUGUGUAGCAUGCCAUCCUAAGGAGGAUUGUAUUGCAACUGGCCAUGGUGAUGGAAAGAUUCGUCUCUGGAGGAAUUUCUACCACAACAAAGAGUAUGUAUUUUCCACACUGCACUGGCAUCAUGACAGAGUCAUGGAUCUCUCUUUUUCUAUAGAGGGAACCAGCUUGCUGAGUGGAGGAGUUGAAGCUGUUCUAGUUCAGUGGCACAAUGGGUCAGACUGUAAGAAGGAUUUCCUUCCUCGCUUGGGAUCUGCUAUUGAGUACAUCUCCGUUUCGUCUGAUGGCACUCGCUAUUGUACCUUGCAUACAGACAACAGAAUUACAAUAAUAAACAGCAACCUAAGAUUUUCUAAAAGUAUUCAGGGGCUUAUUAGAGCCAGGGAUGUCAAGACUGGUCUAGUGGUUGAUCCUAGAACCAAAGCUUUGGUCCUGAAUGGAGAGCCUGGCCACUUGCAGUUCUAUUGUCUCCAAAGUGACAAACAGUUAUACAGUCUGGAUAUUGUUCAACAAGAAUACAUCCAGCAGGCAGGUUUAAACCAAACUGACCUGGUUAAAGUUGCAUUUAGUGCCCAAGGCAAGUGGUUAGCAACAGUAGAAGAGAGAGAAGAAGAACAUGACCUCGAGUUACACUUGAAGCUGUGGUUCUUUGAUGAAGAAACACAAAGCUUUAAGUUGAAUACUCAGAUAAGCAUGCCCCAUGAUGACCACAUAACAGCCAUGUGCUUCCGUGACAUGGAUGAAUUGGAAGAUGACUCCCUGAUAUUGGUAACAGCUGGCAAAGAUUGUCUGUUUAAAGUCUGGGUGAUACUAGAAGACACUGAUCCAGAAGCACAGCAAAGCAUGAGUUGGAGCUGUGACUUUGUAGGCAGCUAUCACAACUACCAAGCGACUAACUGCUGUUUCUCAGAAGAUGGCUCUUUGCUUGCUGUUAGUUUUGAAGAAACUGUCACUGUAUGGGAUUCAAGUACAUGGGAUCUUAAGUGUACAUUUUGCCAUCCACCUGGGAAGAUAAGGCACAUCAGCUUUGGGAGACUAACAUGUUCCAAGUACCUUAUUGGUGCCACUGAUCAUGGCUUUCUGUGUUGCUGGAACCUGCUCAGUUGUGCAUUGGAAUGGAGUGCCCACCUCAAUGUCGUAGUUCUGCAACCUGAUCCCCUUUCAGAACACAUUGCUGCUGUCUCAUGGCUCUCAAAAGAGUCCAGCUUGUUUGUGUUUAAGCCAAAUGAGGCACGACCAAUCUGUAUCCAGAGAAACCUUUGUAAAGAAAAGAUCCAGUUUGCUGCCUUCGUUCCGAGAGACGUACCUGAAACAAUUGGUACAGAAAAAUACCUUUGGCUAAGAAGAUCCCAACUAUAUUUUCUUACUGAUACACAAGAGCUAAUGACGUUUAGCACAAAGUCUCCAGAAGAAAGGCUUACAGUGUCAAGCAAACAGCUGGCCGUAGAAGAAAGUCUUCCUGUGACCCCAUUUAGCUUGCUGUUGGGAAAGCACAGACAUCAACAAUCACAAGGGGGUAUAGACCUUACAAAAGUAGUUCGUAAUCACCACGAGCAAGAUUCCCCUGCUGUUAAAGAGCUUCUGCACACUCCAGCACACGUUUUACCAUCUGCUUCCUUCCUGUGUCCUAUAUUUAUUAAUUCAUUGCUCAUCUCCAAAGAGAAGAAAAGUGCUGAAGAAGUUGCUGAUGAAGUAGAAAUGGAAAGUGAAGAAGCAGAAGAGGAUUCAGAUGAGGAAGAAGACAUUACAGAAAUGGAACAAGAAAAUAUAAAGCCUAGGGAUUUAUUAGGAGAGAUAACAUGUAAACUGUCCAAAGCUGAGGAAAAAGAGCUACGAAAAGUAAGAAAAAUGGACUACAGUUGGAUAUCAGCUUUCUAAACAGACAUCUUGGUUUUUUUAUAUUGUAAGUUGAAGCUUUGGAUAUUAAAUAAUCUUCCAAAAA
Messenger RNA from Cygnus olor (mute swan), 2622 nucleotides. RefSeq names its product WD repeat domain 75 (gene WDR75). Gene Ontology annotation, cellular component: nucleolus. The transcript has 21 exons. The coding region runs from base 63 to 2558 and encodes 831 amino acids. The record is from RefSeq and is a predicted model, not a curated record. Gene Ontology annotation, molecular function: protein binding; RNA binding. NCBI's taxonomy places the organism in Eukaryota, Metazoa, Chordata, Aves, Anseriformes, Anatidae. Gene Ontology annotation, biological process: positive regulation of rRNA processing; positive regulation of transcription by RNA polymerase I.